This is a messenger RNA of Auxenochlorella protothecoides, 2373 nucleotides long. RefSeq names its product Cysteine-tRNA ligase, cytoplasmic. Bases 1 to 2373 code for a protein of 790 amino acids. Gene Ontology annotation, biological process: cysteinyl-tRNA aminoacylation. NCBI's taxonomy places the organism in Eukaryota, Viridiplantae, Chlorophyta, Trebouxiophyceae, Chlorellales, Chlorellaceae. The record is from RefSeq and is a predicted model, not a curated record. The transcript has 11 exons. Gene Ontology annotation, molecular function: ATP binding; cysteine-tRNA ligase activity. Gene Ontology annotation, cellular component: cytoplasm.
AUGUCCUGCGCGAGGGAUUGGACCCCCCCCUCCAGUCUGCACAAUGGCAGCGCCAGGCCUGCCCCCGAACUGCACCUGUACAACUCUCUGGUGGACGCCAAGGUGCCCUUCGUGCCCGCCGCUGGGCCAGGCUCCCGGCAUGUGAGCUGGUACACCUGCGGGCCCACGGUCUACGACUCGGCGCACCUGGGCCACGCCAGGAACUACCUCACCUUUGACAUCCUGCGCCGGGUGCUGGAGGACCACUUUGGGUACGAUGUGCGCUACGUGAUGAACGUGACCGACAUCGACGAUAAGAUCAUCCUCAGGGCCCGCCGCAACCACCUGCUGGAGGCCUACCGCGCCACAGCCACCGAUCCCAGCCAGGCAAGGAGCGGGGGGGUGGCCAGGGAUGCGCGUGCGGCCCUGGCAGCUGCCCAGGCCAAGCAGGCGAAGAAGGUGGGCAAGGCACACGCGGAGCGCAAGGCCGCCCUGGAGCGAUCCUCCGACCCCUGUGGACCCCGGGGCGACGGGCGAGUGGUCGCCGAGCUGGACACCCUGCUGGCGCAGGAGGAGCAUGUCGCGGCGCGGCUGGCUGGCACCCUGGCUGCGCUGGAGGCGCUGGGCCCGAGCGCUGACGCGGCGGCGCUGCUGGGCGUGGCGGGGGACGUGCUGGCGGAGUGGCUGGACGCGGCGCGCGGCGGCGAGGUCACCGACCCGGCCGUCUUCCGCGCCCACGCGGCGCGCUACGAGGCCGAGUUCCUGGCCGACAUGGAGGCGUUGGGGGUGCGCCCGCCCACCGUGCUCACGCGUGUCAGCGAGUACCUGCCGGAGGUGGUGGAGUUCGUGCGCGGCAUCGAGCGCGCCGGCUUCGCCUACUCAACGCACGGCUCCGUUUACUUUGACACCGCGGCCUUCAGCGCUGGGCACACCUACGGCAAGCUGGCGCCGUGGUCUGUGGGGUCGGUGGCCCUGGCCGGCGAGGCGGGCGCGGACGGCAAGCGCCACCCUUCCGACUUUGCUCUGUGGAAGGCGCGGAAGCCCGGGGAGCCGGCCUGGCCGUCGCCCUGGGGCGAGGGACGGCCCGGCUGGCACAUCGAGUGCAGCGCCAUGGCCUCCAAGAUCCUGGGCCGAACCCUGGACAUUCACACUGGGGGGGAGGACCUGCGCUUCCCGCACCACGACAACGAGCUGGCGCAGUCAGAGGCCCACUACCACGCCUGCGGCUGCCGGCAGUGGGUCAACUACUUCCUGCACUCUGGGCACCUAGGCAUCGACGGCCUGAAGAUGAGCAAGUCGCUGAAGAACUUCAUCACCAUCAGGGCUGCGCUGGAGAGCAUUUCGGCACGGCAGCUGCGGCUCAUGUUUGUGCUGCAGGCCUGGGAGAGGCCCAUGACCUUUGGCGACCAGGUCCUCGGCGAGGCGCGCUCCAGGGAGAAGUCGGUUCGCGAUUUCUUUUCUAAUGUUGACCUGGCGCUGCGCGAGGCCCAGGCCCUCGCAGACGCCGCGGCGGGCACCCUGCCCGAGCGCUGGGAGGCAGAGGAGGAGGUGCUGCAGGCCGCCCUGGAAAGCACGGCGGAGCUUGUGCACGCCGCACUGUGUGACAACAUCAACACCCGGGGGGCGAUGGACGCGUUGGGGGACCUCAUCAAGGCCUUCAAUGUGUACCGCUCUGCCCGGGGACCAGGGUCAGCAAGCCCGCCCCAGCGCCUACUCAUCCGCUCGGUAGCGUCCUACGUGUCGCGCAUCCUCGGCGAGUUUGGGCUGGAAUUUGGCGUGACUUCCAGCGCGGGGCCCGAGGCGGCGGGCAGGGACGAGACGCCGGCCGUGCUGGACGCCUUUGCCGCCUUCCGCGACGAGAUUCGGCGCCUGGCCAAGGAGGGCGCCGGCGCCGGCCAGGUCCUCGCCGCAUGUGACAGCGUGCGGGAUGGUCCCCUGGUGGACCUAGGUGUCCAGCUGGAGGACCGCGCGGGCGGCCCCGCCGCCUGGAAGCGGGAGGACCCGGCCGUGCUGCGUGCCGAGCAGGCGCGGCGCGCGCAGCAGGCGGCGGAGGCGGCCGAGACACGGCGCGCGGCGCGCCUCGGCCGCCUCCGCCGCGACCUGGACCGCUUCGAGGGCCUGGCCGCGCUGCCCAGCGUGCCCAGCGCGCUGGCCGACCGGUACCGCUUCGACGCGCCGGGCGAGCCGACGGCGGACGCCGGCGGCGCGCCGCUGGACGACAAGGCCCUGGCCAAGGCACGGAAGGAGGUUGCCAAGCAGCAAAAGAUCCGCAAGCCGCUGGAGGACGCGCUGGAGAAGAACCCCGACUUCCUCGAGCAGCUGCGCGCCGACAUUGCCGCCCUGGAGCUGGAAGGCGGGGCGCAAGGGGCCGCUGCGGCAGGAGGGGCGGGGUGA